This is a messenger RNA of Bicyclus anynana (squinting bush brown), 5488 nucleotides long. Its product is annotated as tubulin polymerization-promoting protein homolog. The transcript is spliced from 4 exons. Gene Ontology annotation, biological process: microtubule polymerization; positive regulation of protein polymerization; microtubule bundle formation. Gene Ontology annotation, molecular function: tubulin binding. NCBI's taxonomy places the organism in Eukaryota, Metazoa, Arthropoda, Insecta, Lepidoptera, Nymphalidae. The record is from RefSeq and is a predicted model, not a curated record. The coding region runs from base 164 to 769 and encodes 201 amino acids. Gene Ontology annotation, cellular component: microtubule.
GCGCUCAAUCUGGCAGUUUGGCAAUGCUCACUGCUCUGUACAGUCUACGCAGCGCUUAGCUACGCUCCGCUCGGCGCCUCGACAGUUUCAGUUCCGUCGCGAACCACGCGAGCCGCCACAGUGAAGUGAUAUCAUCCACAUACUAACACUAUAUCAUACGACAAUGUCGGAGGAGCAAGCGCAGGCUGUAGAGGAGUUGAGUCAGGAAGUGAAGGACGUCAAGCUAGAAAACGGGUCGGCAGCCGCAGCCAAUGGAACGCCGAGCAAGAAUGAAGACAACGCUAUACCGUUUAAGGACGCUUUCAAAAUGUUCUCAAAAUUCGGUGAUCCGAAAUCGGACGGCAAACAAAUCACACUAUCCCAGAGCGACAAGUGGAUGAAACAGGCGAAAGUGAUCGACGGAAAGAAAAUCACAACCACAGAUACCGCUAUCCACUUCAAAAAGUUAAAAUUGGUCAAACUCGGUAUUGACGAUUAUCAGAAGUUCUUAGAAGAGCUGGCAAAGAGCAAGAAAGUGGAACUAGAAGAUAUUAAGAAGAAGCUAACAACUUGCGGGCAGCCCGGCGUAUCGACACAUCUGCCAAAAUCCACAGCGGCCGCAGCAACCGUGGGCAGACUGACAGACACCAGCAAGUACACCGGCUCGCACAAACAACGGUUCGACGAGAGCGGCAAAGGCAAAGGAAUUGCCGGCAGGAAGGACCUCGUCGACGGCUCUGGCUACGUCUCAGGCUACCAACACAAAAACUCUUACGACAAGUCUCAUUAGCUGUAGAUUCCUUGGUGUUUACAUGUAUUAUCGUCAACCUGUUGUUAUGUAUUGUCGCAGCCGCACUCUACUCGCGCUGCCGUGACGUUUUUCUGUCUAUACACUGCUAGAGUGCGUGCAAGAUAAGUGGCGCAAUAGUGUAAUUGACUCAUAUCAAAAGAGAUGGUCCAUUUCAAGUUCACUCUUGUACCCCGUAUCAUUAAAAUUUAUAUAAAUAAAUUAAUAAAAUUUAUUAAAGUGAAUAAAUCUAACUAAAUAAAAAGAAAUAAAUAAAAAAACCCAAGUUUUUGAGUUAUAUCAAGAUGGCGCCCCUAUAGCAAUUAUGACAUGACAGUUGACAGCAAACGUCAAAUCGAUUACUGCAUUGAAAACGUCAUCUAUCCGCCUUUAGUUCCGAUGUUGGCCACGCGAAAACUUAUCGUGCGCGCACUUUUUAAGCUAGCCACUCACCUUUCAAUAAGCAUGACGUCAAGCAGAUCGCGACCACACACGAUCAGUUUUAUUAGAUGUCCAGCCGUUGGUGCUGCAGGCACAUGGACUUAUUGGAUGGUGAGUGGGACUUGGGAGCGGUAGACAGGACGAGCGGCAUGAUAUGCGGCAGGACGAGUAACGUGUCGGAUCCGUAUACGUAUACCUAUGUUUGAAUAUCAUGAAUGUAAAUCACUCCAAAAAUAGAGAUGGUAUGCCGCCCCAUAUACAUCGGUACCUACUUUUAGCAAGAUAUUGGAUAACCAAGUUAUCUACAAUGAGUAAAGAUUUUUUGAUUACUUUGUUAUAUGCUAGAGCCGAUAUAAUUAAGGGUAAAGUAUGCGCCACACUUCGAGUCCGUCUGAUCAGCAGACGUAUGGUUGCGCAGUAAACGAAAGCAUAUCUCAUAUCAGCCGGGUUAAUAAUAGCGGGGCAGUUACGCGUCUUGCAAUAUCAAAGUAUGUAUACUGUGGUCAAAGCGUAGGUACUUGAAAUUUGGGGCACACUAACAAAUCCAAUGAUAGAUUUUGUAUCUAUAUAGUUGCCUUAUUCUUCAAUCAACGGUGGAACUAGACCUUGCAAUCAUCCUUAAGUAGAAACCAUUGCUAAAAUAGACUGUUCUUAUUAUUAUAAUCUGUAAUAAACGUUCCUCCCUUCACUAUGCACAGUUUUGAAUGAAUGGAAUAAUGUAGUACCUACAUAACUAAGUCUUGUUUUAUUUUUAUUAAGGUGUUGGUUAUUAAGGCGCUCUAUACUAUAUACAAUACAUCCAAGGCUUGAUUUAAAAGUUAAAACUCAUUAUUACGAGUCUGACACGUAACGGAAACGCCUCGCCUCCAGACAAGCUUACCGGCUACCGCGCGCCGUCACUUCACUGACUAUUCGCUGACAACGCGCUUAGUUCACUUAUCGGAUGUCUGAUAGCUAGUAGAAAUUGUAAAAACAUAAAAUUCUUACUACCCCCCAGUCAAGUUUCCAUUUCUGUGUUAUGGUAGUAUAGGAGAGGUACAGGAUAUGUUUUUAACUUGACCCAAAUACCUAUUCAAACCCAACCAGCAACUCUCGGAUCAUACGAAAUGACGUAAACGGCCGGCAAGCCGUAAGGUAGACGACGAGGCGAAACGUAUUCGGUGCGUGCCCGCGGCGAAAGAUGAGUUUUGAGUUUUAUCGUUUUUCGUUUUACUAUAACGCUUCUGUUGCUAUCUAUGGUCUGAUUUUCUUAGUUGUUAUGUUCUUCUUUCAACUUGUAGAACUCUAUUAUGUUAGACGUUAUAGUCUGGCAAUUUCGAUGAUGACACUCCCAUGAUAUGCGGGCGACGGAGGGAAGACUGUGUGUGAAAUCGUGCAUGCGGCAAAGUGAGGUGCAUCAGUCGUGGGAUUUUCAUUCAUCGCUACACGUCCCCUGGCCCGCGCGGAUCAUAGGGAGUGUUACGAAUGAAGUUGCCAAGCGAUAGACUUGAACUUGUGUAGUCUUUAUGUUUUUAUUUAUAUGUACCUACUUACAGAUUUUUGUAUGAAUUUCUGACAUUAACAUUCCGUUUAACGUAUGUAUGUAAUUUUGUAUCUAUUAUUUAGAUCUUAAGACAUUAGUGUCUGAAUGUUUUAUAUAAUUCGUCUUUUAAUAUCUAGUCGUGAAUAGCUUAUAUUAGAUUCAUUUUAAAAAUUAAGUCUCAAACUAUAUUUUCACAAUUUUCUAUUUGAAAACCUUAUAGGUACAAAAUGAUACCUAGAUUGUACCGAUCUACUAAUUGUGUGUGUUUGUUAAGUCCUAACCGCGACUGUUCACAUCAACUCAUCAAUGGCUAAGCACGACUCUACUCUCAGAAUAAGAUUAUAUAGGCCAUAAAGGUCAUAGCCCAUUAGAACUACCCAAAGUCCGAGUAUUAUGGGUAUACGCUCACUAUAUCAACUACGUAGCAACUCGCUCUCAAGCUGACGCGCGAAUGGCAAGAGGUCCGCUCAGAAAUCCUGUUGCUCGCACGCAUAGUUUGCAUUGCCCAAGCGUUGGUCGCGAAUGGAUCGAGUACUGUCCGUGAAUGAAGCAAGGGCGAACUCAACCUAUCCUAUCGUGCGCAUUGUACUCGAUAAUUUCUGGUUAGCACCGUGAUCUGUUGACGACGAUAGUAAACUCGUCACAGAGCGACAGAGUUGUGCUAGGUGGGUCUAAUGAGCUGUGAACAUAAUCCACCACGCUAUAAAUUGAUGAGCCUCACACUUGCUUGUAGAGUCUGCGCCACGAAACAAGUCCCGUAUUCCGUAAUGUCUUAAUGGCGUUCAAUGUCAUUUGGUAGCGGUCUUACUGUAAUUUGUGUAAGGCGCUGUCAAUUUAAGUUCAGGUUUUAGCAGCGGACUUCUUUCGUGGGGCGGAGUCUAACAUUAAAUUUCGCAAAAGUAUGAGUGAUUAAAUGGCAAAUUGGCAAAACACAAAUGCAGGUACCUAUGUAGAAUUUAAAUUUUUUGACAGCCUCCUUUUUCUCAUGAUAAUAGGGUGGCAAUAUUGAAAAACAUUGACGUACAAAAUAUAGACCUAUUAACGCGUUUUAACUGAACUGAAUACGUACGACUUUUAAAGAUUUGAUCUUUAAAAUGUUGGCAAAGGUAUCAAAUCAAAGUACAAGAGAAUGCAAGCCUAACAAUGUUCAAAUUUUAUAUACGAGUAAGUUAGUAGCGCACACUGAAAGUUUUGCGUUAAGUAGGUUUUACCUCAUUAUCCUAACGAAUUAGGUAAGAUUCUGUACUUAUUGUAAUUUUGUUUUAAACUUUAAAGAACGAACGAAAGGAACUGAUAGUCAUUUUGGGCAUUUUAAAAUAACAAUCUGGGGAAAAAUUCCUAGUGAGCUGAAUUUUUGUAUACACCUUUAUUACGGUGUUACCUAUUAUAAAGAUGUGAAAAAUCGACAUCGAUAUCAUGACGGCUAAAAAAGUUACAAAGGUCAAAAGCUCACGAAAAUCAGUUUUUCGCAAAUAUUUCGCGACCUAUUUGCUCGCACGUAAAACCUAAAAUGACUGGACUAUGAAUGAAGUAUCUUUCAAAUACCACACGUUUAUAUAUCACAUACCACAACCAUACAAGUACCUAUCUUUCCUACUUUUGAUGUGUGUUGUUUAUGUACUGAAAAAAUAUCCGUAAAAAGGGUUGGCAAAAUUUCGCAUUGCAUAACACUUAAGCUAUAAUUAAACAUAUCAAUCAAACGACACAAUCUAUAACAUCUGUAAUCCUUAAAUAUUUUAGGUGGUUAUUUUUGCAAAAACAGUUGAUUGUCAAAUAGAAAAUAUUGGUUUAAUAAAGUAUCCAAUACAGAUCUGCAGGGUUAUUAUGUAACUUGGUGUACCAUUCGAAUAAUAAGUCACUACGUCGUUUUUCAUUGUAUUUUCGGAAUUGUGAUCAUCUAACAUAGUUAUUUCAACGAAAUGACCUUGAUUUUGCAUCAAAUAGUAAUGAUGUUUUGGUUUUUCGAUCAUCUAACAUGUUUAUUUUAACGAAAUUAAGCAAAUAAGGGUUUUUUGUUGAAAUAAUCUUACUACUUCCUACUAGCACUUCUAUAUUACUUUACAUAAAAUGAAGAUACUUAUGUCAUUUCAUUUAAAAAUACGCUUUUAGGUGAUUGCAUAAAAGAAAAUAUGUUGAAAAACCUUGUAGUGACUCAUUCUUUGAAUGGUAUACCGAAAUACAUAAUAUCCCUGCUGUUCAUGUUAUAUCUGGUGUAACUAGUCCGAGGUCCUGGAAUUAAAAAGUUUUUAUUCUUCCUAGAAAUUUUCAGUAUAAAAAUUCCUGGAGUUUAAACGUUGGUGGUGCUACAGCCCCUAGCCUCGGAGAUCACGUUAAGCCGACGUUAACAUCUGUUAGAUGUAUAGAGUUAAACUUCGCUCAGCCCGGCAACCAGCAUUGGUGCAGCGUAGUGGGUCGAAACUCCAAAUCCCGUCUCAUACAAGGAGCGAGGCAUGAUGAUUUUAAUAUACCAGGAAUAUGUGUACCUACUACAAAAUAAUAUUUUAUUUCUGCAAAGCUUUCAGUGUGCUAAUUCAAGAUACAAUGUUUUUAUGUGAUAAGCAUUAAACAAAACACAAAAUUCAGUAAUAUGUAGUGCAUAUUUGUAUCUAAUAUUAAUAAGUUUGUCAAACAGAUCAGACAUAAUAUGAAUCGAUAAAUAAGUACGAUAUAUACCUAUCUACUUUAAAAAUAUUUAAUUUUAUAAGAAAUAAUGUAACUUUUAAAUUAUUUGAUUAAUAAAUAUCUUUGAAAAAUAAAAA